Trichoplax adhaerens is the source of this 498-nucleotide messenger RNA. RefSeq lists its product as uncharacterized. The record is from RefSeq and is a predicted model, not a curated record. The coding region runs from base 1 to 498 and encodes 165 amino acids. The transcript has a single exon. Lineage: Eukaryota; Metazoa; Placozoa; Uniplacotomia; Trichoplacea; Trichoplacidae.
AUGUCUGAUAAUUAUUGGACGGUAAGCUAUGGAGUAGCUUGUCGUACUGGAUUCAGUUGUCGUGAAUGCAAGAAAGUGAUUAACAAAAAUGAGCCUAUUGCUGUGCGGGAUGGACGUAAGAUGCGUUUCUUUUAUCAUCGUCAGUGCUUUAGUGGUAGUGGUGAUCCUAGAACACAGAGUGGAAGCACUUUUAACCAAGGUAGGCUACCUUCUAAUUCCUUUCAAGGUAAAGCACCAGAGCGAAAGGGUCAAGGGAAAUGGUCUGUUUCAUCUUAUGGCUAUAACCCCAGUGGAACCACAGUUGUCGAGACUGUCAAGGCUAGCAAGGCUCCUACUAAGACUCAUGGUACAACUAACGCUCAAGUAAAGCGAGAAGUUUCGAAAAAUAACUUUUCUAGCACAAAAUCGGGCCAAAAGUCAUUCCAAACGAAGAGUGACAGGAUAAUAAAGUCAGAAACAAGCAAAAAUACAAGAAAUAAUUUCACUACGAUGAGAUGA